Molecule: messenger RNA, 1266 nt
Organism: Penicillium verrucosum
Lineage: Eukaryota; Fungi; Ascomycota; Eurotiomycetes; Eurotiales; Aspergillaceae
Product: TADA1 family protein
Exons: 4
Coding region: 1-1266 (421 amino acids)
Biological process (GO): regulation of transcription by RNA polymerase II
Cellular component (GO): SAGA complex
Molecular function (GO): transcription coactivator activity
Source: RefSeq, a predicted model, not a curated record
AUGCAGAUUGAUCCGGCGGCUUUGAGUCGCAGUGACUCUAUCUCAAAUCCAAAGGGCACCGUGCCCAACGGCUCAGUAUCUGCGAAGACCUCCAGAGCUCUGAUAUCGGUGCCGCGGCUAGAGCUCGAGCAUGCCUACACGGACCUGAAGGCCGCCAUCGGAGACAAGUGGGCCGAGUAUAAAGAGUCCACAGCUUUGUUCUUACUAGGACAUUACAACCAGAGCGAAUACUCAUCACGAGUCGACUACUUCCUGUGCGCCGAUCCCAAAAAUGAACAUCUACAUAACAACUUCGUAUGCGCGCUCAUCGGAAACCUCACGCGAGACCUCCCCGAUCAUGGCGUCGCAAACUGGGUAUCGGCCAAUGAUAAACCAUCAACUGUGUCGAAACCCGUCUCCGGAGAUGCUGCAGAACAAAGAUUGAAGACGGAGGUUAUGAAAUUACCUCCGAGGGACCGUCGGCGCAUAAAGGGAAUCGCAGAGCGAGAUCCCAAUGAGACGGUGCCCACAGAGCUCGAAGAAAGCCAUCUGGCUAAGCAAUUCAAAUUACCCAGCCAGGUUCCUGCAAGUGCAGGCGGGCUGAACAAAACUAACUGGGAACUGGAAAUUCGAAAACGUUAUGCCCAGCCCCUCGCCGCAGAAACAGGCGAAUUCCCCGAUGCCGAAUCCAUCCAUGCCCGCAUGGUCCCUAUAUGUUACGAGGAAUCUCUACCCAGCGGUGCUGGGCUCCCAUGCGCUGAGUUCAUGGCAAUUGCGACGGAAACUUUCGUGAAGGAAGUUUUGUCCGCGGUAUUCUCGCGCACCCGUUCGAAUGGGCCGUCCGGUACAAUCAAUAACAUGAUGAUGCGUCAAUACCGACAUCAAUUGGAAGUCGAAGAACUUGCAUACACACGUGGGGAGAUUGUCAAGGAUGCCGCUACAGGCCUACUCCCCGUUGAAGCGAGAGAGGCCAACAUUCGAAAACCAUUGGGUGUUAGAGACCUGCGGUUAACUUUGGAGCUGGGUGGUGGUGUCCUCGGCCACAUGCCACUCAUUGUAGACCAGAUCAUGAACGGGUACUUCGAAGACGAACUCGAGACUGAAAGACACGAGCGGUUGGAGAAUGGCGUUGGUGAACCACAUCAGGAAAUCAAACCCGAAGAUGAGAUGGACUUGGACGAAGAUGAAGACGAAGACGGUUCUCUGCUAGACUGCGAAGGCGGCACGCUUGGUGAUCGAGAUCAGUUGAGCUCCUUACUCGACGAGUGUCUGUCCAUGGCCGCAUGA